AUGUGGAUACCUUCGAACAAUAAAUACGGAGUUGCCAUCCACAACUGGCAUGGCGAUGUCCGGUUUGGUUUGCCACUGGACGUCGGCGAUUCCGUGGACAUUGUGGAGGAGUGCAAGCACUGGUAUCGCGGCUCCUGUCCCCGAAAAUCGCGGGCAGUGGGUCUCUUUCCCAAAACCUAUAUACACAUCAAGGACCUGUCCAAAAUCGAUCCCGUGGUCGCCGAAUGCACACAGGUCCUGCGAGAAUGGUCGGAGAUCUGGAAGCGUCUCUAUGUGGAUCGCGAGGCUUACAAGUUCCAAACCCUGCGAAAGGUUAUGUUUUCCAUAUUGGAAAGUCGACGGGAACUUUUGAGUGCCACCAUGACUCAGGACCAAACACUGGAGCUUCAGAUGGUUGUGGUUUCGAAAAUAGAUUGGGGCAAUCGCAAACUAGGUCUUGACUUGGUGCCCAGAGAGGGACCUCUGGCGGUGGAUCCACAUGGCAUUGGCAUUGUCAAGCUCUACAAUGUUCACGUGAGCAGUGCUGAUAACGCCAAGGCCUCAUCGAGUCGGGGAACUUUGAGGCGUAAGACGCAGCGAAAGAUUCUCACCCACCAUCUAUACUUUUGCAUGCGCGAUUUCGGCCAUCGGAUAGGUGGCGAUGAUGCAGAGGUCUACUUCUUUCUCUACGAUGGAAGUCACAUGCGACCGCUCUCGGAAAGGUUUCUGGUCAAGAUCUCAAAAGAUGGUUUCUCCAAUUACAUCGAAAGGUUGCACAGCAACUGCACGGUGUUUACUGAUCUGGGUGCCGCUGAUCUCAAUGAAGAUCUUCACCUUGUGGCCGUGGUUAUGCGAGUGGGCAAGAUCAUUCAAUCGGACUCCAUCAAGAAGAUCGAGAAGAGUGGAACCUUAGGCCAUGGACCCACUUUUCGUCGUCCGUUUGGAGUGGGUGUUCUUUCCCUUGGCGAUAUUGCGCAUUUUGAUAAUAGUCUGGAGCAAUCCUCCGAUGAGCGGGAGUAUAACUUCAAGCUGUUCCAGAGCGAGGAGAAGGACUUCCACCUGCUGCCCGAGUUGAUUAUCAAGAAGUCGAGUGGAAAGUACUCGCCCAUUCAGACUAGUCAGGGAACGCAAGGAAUCGUUGUUUCCCUGAAACUUCUGCACGGUGGAUUGGGACAAGCCAAGCAGGAGCAGCCGUUGCUCUUCCAGGGAUCCACGAUUACCAGGAAGAUGGGCUUCCCGGAUGUCAUAAUGCCCGGAGAUGUUCGCAAUGAUCUUUUCCUGACUCUGGAGCGUGGAGAGUUCGAGCGCGGUGGAAAGAAUACGGGGAAGAACAUCCUCGUCACGGUUGUGGUGCUCGAUGUAACGGGCAAUGUCCUGACCGAUUGCCUUUGGGGUGCCUCCGGCAUGGACUCCCAGCCGCAGUACCGAUCCAUGAUCCUGUACCACCAAAAUGCUCCCAGUUGGAACGAAAUGCUGCGGCUAAGUGUGCCCAUCGACAAGUUUGCCACGGCUCAUGUGAGAUUUGAAUUCAGGCACUGUUCCACGAGGGAUAAGACGGAACCCAAGCUGUUUGCCUUCAGCUUUGCAAGACUCAUGGACACCGGAGGAGCCACACUGGGCGAUGGUCAGCACGAGUUGUAUGUGUACAAGUGCGAGGAUCCUGCGAAACUGCAGGCUUCCAAUUAUCUUAGGUUGCAGUGCAGACCGCGGGAUGCACAGGCCAAAAUGGAUUGUGGCGGUUGCUUCAGUCGUAGCUCCAAGGAGUUGUUUGUCCUGCGAUCCCUGCUGUGCUCCACAAAACUCACCCAGAAUGCAGAUCUCCUCUCGCUGCUGCAGUGGCGCACAUAUCCCGAAACGAUCCAGGAUUCGCUGACGGGAGUCCUGCGAUUGAACGACGAAGAGCUGGUCAAGUUCCUGCAGGAUGUGCUGGAUGCAUUGUUUGCCAUGUUCUCUAAUGAGGAAGGUAACAGCACCCAGCACUCGGGCCUGGUCUUCCAUGUUCUCGUAAGCAUCUUCAGUCUGCUCCAGAGCAACAAGUUUCAACAUUUUCGGCCGGUGAUGAACGAGUAUAUCGAGAAUCAUUUUGCGGCCGCUUUGGUCUAUAAAGGACUCAUAACCUCCGUGGAACACAUGGCCGUAUUCAUGACCAAGGCAGAGCACCCGGAUCCAUUUCAGAAAUGUUUUGGUUCGCUGGAGUACAUAUUCAAGUUGCUAAUCCAGUCGAGGAAACUGUUUGCAAGGGCCACGGGUGGUCAGUAUGAGGACUCAUUCCGGAGGGACCUGCACUCCCUUUUUACGGCCCUCAAUGGAAUGCUGGCUGUGCCAUCGUACGACGUCAUCAUACCCACCCAAGAGGCGCUGCUUAAUUCCACGGGAGUGGUGCUGGAGCAGCUGAAGGACACGUUGCCGGCUCCAGAGUUGGGCAUGCUGGCGAGGAAUAUGCUGGACGCCAUUCCCAGGGGAGCGCCCAUUCGGCUUAUUCAGGCGAAAUUACAUGCUGUCAAGGAUCUGGUGUCGGGGGAACUGUUCCAUGAGGAUGAUUCCCGCACUGUGGUUCUAUCCGUGGCCUGCAAGCACCUGCGCAUGCAUCUCAGUCGCCGGGAUGAACUGCGUCUGUGUGCUGAGAUUCUCUCAGAGAUUCUUAGCCAACUUCACGAUUUACAGAAGGAGCAGCGCGACAAGGUGACCAACACACUGCAGCACGACCUGGACUCGCUGUGCAAGAAUAUACUGGGCAUCCUCAUCCGAACUAUUAGCAUUAUAAUGGAGGGAUCCAAUGCAGUGCUGCCCCAGUUGGUCUCCUGUCUUCUGGGAUUGUUGCAGCUGCUCGACGAGACCCAUUACAAGCGCUACUGGGACGAGCUGAGUCCCAACAAAGACCCGCGUGAUUUGAAGGAGUUCCUUAGCAAAUCCCUGCUGGUGUACGGGGAGCUUUUGACCCAGGACUGGCAUGUGUUCCCCAACGAUUGGCUGGUAAUGAAGCUGGCCGCCAACGAUGUGCUGCGCAUGUCGCUGGAGGAGUUCGCCAAGCCGCUGGUCUACAGAUUCCUUGGACCCCAGGCCUUCGAUUCGCAGCUAUGGUGGAACUAUUUCAGUCUGGCUGUUGCUUUUCUGACCCAGCCCUCCCUGCAGUUGGAGCAAUAUAGAGAGCCCAAGCGACUGAAGAUACUGCAUUCGAAUGGCGACAUGCGGGUGCUCAUGGGCUUCCAGAUACUCAGCAUGUGGUCGCAGCUGGGCGAGCAAAAGCUACACUUUAUUCCCUCGAUGGUGGGUCCAUUCCUGGAGGUCACUUUGGUGCCAGAGCCCGCUCUGCGGAAGGCCACUCUCACGGUCUUUUACGACAUGAUGCAGUGCGAGCAGGCUGCCCGCGGUUCGUUCCGCCUGGUGGAGAGCGAACUGAUUGACAAGCUGGACCUGCUCAUCAGCGAGAACAAGGGCGACGACGAGUACAGGGAGCUAUUCAGCACCAUGGAACAUCUCAGCUUGGUUUUGCUGGAGAAAGUCCAAGUGGAGAAUCCCAACUGGAAGGAGGCUGGUAUUGCCUUUAUAGCAUCAGUCACCCGACUUUUGGAGCGACUUUUGGACUAUCGUAGUGUCAUGCAGGGCGAGGAAAACAGGGAUAAACGUAUGACCUGCACCGUAAACCUCCUCAAUUUCUACAAAAACGAAAUCAAUCGAAAGGAAAUGUACUUGAGAUACAUCUACAAGUUGCACAAUCUGCAUCUACAGGCGGAGAAUUAUACAGAGGCUGGCUUUACUCUAAAACUUUAUGCCUCCAUGCUGAGUUGGGAUCGGGAGACCCAAAGCUUUGCUCCCUUCGACAACAGUGGUCAACCAGAGUGGCAGCGCAAAGAGCGACUUUAUCAUGAGAUCCUCAAAUACUUCGACAAGGGAAAGUGCUGGGAGAAGGGCAUUCCGCUGUGCAAAGAACUUGCUCAGCUCUACGAAACACGUCGCUUUGACUACAAUAAAUUGAGUGAAAUACUCAUUCAGGAGGCCAAGUUCUUCCAGAAUAUCCUAACUCAAUUGCGACCCGAGCCGGAAUAUUUCCGUGUGGGAUUCUAUGGCAUGGGACUGCCGCUUUUUGUGCGGAACAAGCAAUUUGUCUAUCGUGGAUUGGAGUACGAGCGAAUUGGAGCCUUCACACAGCGUUUGCAAACCGAGUUUCCCAGUGCCCAGAUUCUGGCCAACAAUAGUCCGCCGGAUAGUGCCAUUCUUAAUGCUCCGGAUCAGUACAUACAGAUCAGCAAUGUCAGACCCGUUGGGGAUGCACAGGCCUUAAAAACCGCAAUGGUUCCGGUGCCGGAGAAGAUCGCCCGUUUCUAUGAGGUCAACGAUGUGACCCGGUUUAUCUACGAUCGUCCCAUGUACAAGGGAACGGUUGACAAGGACAACGAGUUCAAGUCGUUAUGGAUAGAGCGCACCAUCCUCGAGAUUGCCAGUCCUCUGCCGGGAAUUCUACGGUGGUACGAGGUGAAACAGAAGACCAUGCAGGAGCUAACGCCGGUGGAGUACGCCUGCGAGAUUAUCAGCAAUGCUGGCAAGGAACUCUCCGAGCUGAUUGUGCAGUACAAACGUGAUCCGAAGAGGAACAUUAAUCCCUUUUCGAUGCGUCUUCAGGGCACAAUCGAUGCCAAUGUCAUGGGCGGUAUAAGCAAGUAUCAGGAGGCCUUUUUCUCCGAGCAGUUCCUCAAAUCGCCUCAGGGUGCUGGCCAGCAGGCGAAUGUGCAGAGGCUAAAGGUGCUGAUUCUCGAACAGAUUCAGAUCCUGGAGCAGGCCCUGGAGCUGCACGGUCAGUUGGCACCCAGUGGUGUCCAACCGCUGCACAAUCGUCUCCUGGAGCGCUUUUCCCAGCUAAAACAGAGUUUAUCCGGCAUGGGCAGGCUGAAACGACAGCAUUCGGAGAGCAUUGUAAACACUCCGCUGCCACCGCUGCCCACGGAACAGAGAGUGGCCCAGGCCACAGCUUCCACUAGCUUGAGUGCCAACUCACACUCCAACUAUGUAUAUGAUCUGGACGAGAUCUAUACGAGACCGGGAGACACUCUGCGGCCCGUCGAUCCACUUAGCUCCUAUCAAACGCUGAGCAAAGAGAGCCUCAGUAUUCCCCUGGAGGAUGCUGCAGCUCCACCAGUACCAAAUCGUCCACGCUCACAGAACUUUAUGGGCAAUGGAUCCAUUGAUAGCCCCGAAGUUCCGCCCAAGCGACAGCCAACAGUGAAUUCCCCCAACGCGCCACCGUUGCCACCGAGAGGUAUUACACCCGAUAAGAGGGCUUCGAAUCCGAUGAUAUUCAACGACUUUGGCACCGCCGAUUCGGUGGGUCGUCGUCACUCGCAACAGCAGCAGCAGCAUGGUCAGAAGUACUCUGUGGUGGACAUUAGCUACGACGAUCCGGAAGCUGAUCAGCAACCGCACUCGUUGCCCCCGAACUUUCAGGACGGAAGCGGAGGACACCUGAGCGUCUGCUUUGCCCCCAAUGACUUCCGGGACUCGGGCAUCUCGACGACCAGCUCCAGGGAACUGAACCACAUGAAUCUCAACAACCUGAGCGAGGACUCCUCAUCGAUUUCGGCGAUCACAGUGCAGCAUCGGGAGCACUGUCGCAUUAGCAGUAAUGGUAGUUUGGAUUACAACGCCACCGCUUCGAUGAACAUCACACAACGGGAGAGUUCGACGAGUUCGUUCGAUGUGGAGGAUUUCCCAGUGCCACCGCCGCCAAUUCCGCCCAAAUCCUUGGCCGUGUCGAGCAACGGGGUCAGCACUGGGGACGAUGAGGCCCACUCACCGCACCCCAGCACACAAGCGCACACCACACAACUCCAUAACAGUCAGAAUCAAAAUCAUUCCACAAACAGUCACCAUAAUCAGCAGCAGCAGAAUGGAGAUGGCGAUGGUUAUAGCGUGCUGCAGCACCAGGUCAAUGGCCUGGGGCUAGCUACUCUUCCACAACCGCCUGCUGCUGCUGCUGCUGCUGUUGAGGCACCACUUCUACUACCGGCAUCUGCAAUCGCCUCAUCCUCAUCUAGUCAUCAGCACGAUGGCGGCACUUUUUGAGUUACAAUAUGUCGCUGCCAUCAUCCACCCGAUCAGCCUCAUCAGCCACACAAGCCAUCCUCAUCCACAUCGACCUCGGACAGCACGGCCACGGAUACGGCUUCGGAAUCCACGGAGUCCAGUUCGUCUACCCACUCGAUGACGCCGCCACCACCGCCUCCUCCGCCGCCAGUCAGUCAGUUCCAUCAUCAGCAGAUACCGGUCACACCUCACUACUGCCAGGACUGUCUGUCCUCGCCAUCGCCACCGCCCACAAUCAUCACAGAGCAGGCCCAAGUGCAUGCCAUGCCGGGAUUGACAACCCCACAGCCCCACAUCGAGCACUGCUCCUGUGGGCUUAGUUUCUCAGUGGUGCAGGAUCAGCAGGACCAGCUCGGUCCCAGGCUGCUCUCCUCGAGGUUCUCCACACUGGAGCGGCAGUCCGAUGGCUUUCAAGUGGAACGGGUAUCCGGCUGCCAACAUCAUCAUCACCAGCAGAGUCCCAUCUACCAUCUCCCCCAAGGCAGUCAGGAUGCACAUGCUCAGACGGAUUUCACCUACGCGCAGCGCUAAAAGAUAUAUCUAUAUAGUCAAAGUGGGGGAGUCUUAGCGACCCACAGAGAGUGAGAUUGAAUUUCGCUUAGUUUUUUAACCUUAUUGUUUACCUAUGUUAUUAGAAAUGCUCUCCAUAGAAUCCCCCGCGUUCAUUUUGAACUACUUUUAAUCUAAUUAUUUUUGGUGCCAAAUUUUUGCUGCAAGUCCAAAGCGCAAUAUAAACAAGUGUUGUAAUGAUAGGUUGCUAUACAAUUUUAUUAAUUUUAAUAUUAAUUUUAUUUUACAUUUAUAUUUAUAUUUAUAUUUAUACGGGAAUUGUCGCUAAAGUUACUAAGAAUAUUUAUUUAAGAGAAUAAAGAUGAACACAUUUUUAUAA
Messenger RNA from Drosophila subpulchrella, 6946 nucleotides. It is a transcript of the gene spg, whose product is annotated as dedicator of cytokinesis protein 3. Lineage: Eukaryota; Metazoa; Arthropoda; Insecta; Diptera; Drosophilidae. The transcript has 13 exons. Gene Ontology annotation, biological process: small GTPase-mediated signal transduction. The coding region runs from base 1 to 6036 and encodes 2011 amino acids. Gene Ontology annotation, cellular component: plasma membrane; cytoplasm. Gene Ontology annotation, molecular function: guanyl-nucleotide exchange factor activity; small GTPase binding. The record is from RefSeq and is a predicted model, not a curated record.